This is a messenger RNA of Erinaceus europaeus (western European hedgehog), 1352 nucleotides long. It is a transcript of the gene DHRS7C, whose product is annotated as dehydrogenase/reductase 7C. Gene Ontology annotation, cellular component: sarcoplasmic reticulum membrane. The record is from RefSeq and is a predicted model, not a curated record. The coding region runs from base 332 to 1267 and encodes 311 amino acids. Gene Ontology annotation, molecular function: all-trans-retinol dehydrogenase (NAD+) activity. Gene Ontology annotation, biological process: regulation of release of sequestered calcium ion into cytosol by sarcoplasmic reticulum. Lineage: Eukaryota; Metazoa; Chordata; Mammalia; Eulipotyphla; Erinaceidae. The transcript is spliced from 6 exons.
GGGAUUUCCUUCUCAGAAUGCAGAUCCGUUUUCAUUAACUUUCAUUAAUCAGCGUUUAGAAGGGCAGGCUCCUUGGAUUCUGAUGGUCUGAGAAGCAUUGUGAGUAACUUUCUAUUUGCUGGAUAUCUGGGGAUUAGCACACUCCCAGGGAGUUUGGCUCAGAAGCAGCUCUCUGGGAGCUUGCACCGAAUUCAGCCCCUUGAAGAGAACACCCCAGGCUCAGUGCACCAGUGACUGCACCCCACAGCCAAGGGUCUCCCCCAGCCCUACUAUCCUGACCAAGGUCUCUUCUCCAAACUGCUUCCUUCUCAUCGUUACCUCCCAGAACAAGAUGGGAGUCACAGCCAUGCUCAUGCUGCCCCUGCUGCUUUUGGCAAUCAGCGGCCUGCUCUUCAUCUACCAGGAGGUGUCCAGACUGUGGUCCAAGUCAGCCGUGCAGAACAAAGUGGUGGUGAUCACUGAUGCCAUCUCAGGCCUGGGCAAAGAGUGUGCACGGGUGUUCCACAAAGGUGGAGCAAGGUUAGUGCUCUGUGGAAGAAACUGGGAGAGACUAGAGAGCCUGCGUGAUGCUUUAACCAGUGCGGCUGAUCCUAGCAAGACAUUCACCCCAAAGUUGGUGCUCUUGGAUCUCUCAGACAUCAGCUGUGUUCAAGACGUGGCAAAAGAAGUCCUGGAUUGUUACGGCUGCGUGGACAUCCUCAUCAACAACGCGAGCAUGAAGAUGAAAGGGCCUGCUCACAAGAUUACUCUGGAGUUUGACAAAAAGAUCAUGGAUGCCAAUUACUUUGGGCCUAUCACAUUAACCAAAGUUCUGCUUCCCAACAUGAUCUCCAGGAGGACAGGCCAGAUUGUACUAGUGAAUAACAUCCAAGGGAAGAUUGGAAUUCCAUUUCGGACAGCUUACGCUGCAUCCAAGCACGCUGUGCUCGGCUUCUUUGACUGCCUCCGAGCUGAAGUGGAGGAAUAUGACGUUGUGGUCAGCACAGUGAGCCCCACCUUCAUCCAGUCACACCACGGUCAGCCAAGCCAACGAAAGUGGGAAAACUCCAUUUGGAAAUUCUUUUUCAGGAAGCUGACCUACGGGCUGCACCCCGCGCAGGUGGCUGAGGAGGUGAUGAGCACCGUGAGACGCAAGAAGCAGGAAGUCUUCAUAGCUAACCCCAUCCCCAAGAUGGCCAUUUAUAUCCGCACCUUCUUCCCAGAAUUCUUUUUUGCUGUGGUGGCAUGUGGGGUGAAGGAGAAACUCAGUGUUCCAGAGGAGGGUUAAAGGUGAGAGGUCAAGUGGGUCCCGCACCACCCCCCACCGCACCACCCCCCACCGCCCCACUGCAAAUAAAGCUCUUCCUGUCUUU